UUAAUUUCCUUUCAACCAAACCAACUCCACCCAACCCGGCUUUUAGUGCAUAAAAAUCUCUUCACGUCGCUCUAUUUCAUCUUCACUCAACACUCAGUCUCUAGUCUCUAGUCUCUAGUCUCUCUCUCUCUUCCCUUCCCCCUCUCUCAAAAUCCCCUUCAAUGUCACAAUUUAUUGCACUGAGAUAGCUCACAAGUCCUUAUCUUCAUCUCCCUUUAGAUAUCUCUUUCAAAUUUCACCCUGUUCCUGGAUUAUUUCAAACCCCAUUAAAUUUCUCACUACUCGUUUUAGCCUUGUUAGGUUUACGCUACUUUAUAGUGUUUUAAUGCUAGUUAGCUAUGGCUAAUGGCUUCUGGUUGCUUAUAAAACACUGAACUUGUCCAUGUUCUUUUUCCAUCUUGUAAUAUUUUUUUUUUUCGUUGAAAGUUUUUCAGGAGAACAUUAAUGGCGAUUGAACUUGAAAGUUCUGGUGUGAGUCCGAGAAUUUCUUUUUCUCAUGAUUUUUGCCAGUCUGAUAUCGUGCCUGCAGUGGAGCAACACCCGCGUAGAUCAAAUUCAAUAGGCAUUGAUUUCGACUUCUGUGUUCGGAAAAGCUUCGGUCAAGAUUCGUCUUCAGCUGAUGAGCUUUUCUCCGAUGGAAAAAUUCUUCCCACACAAGUCAAGAAAAAGACUAAUUACAGUAAUCCUAAAGUUUUGAGUACAUUGCCAAUACCAGCUGCUCCAGGCACUAAGAAUCCUGAAGAAACAAAAGAAGUGAACCUGAAAAGAAGCAAGAUAGUAGUAAUGAGGGACGAAGCCGGCGAUGAGGAUGAUCAUUUAGAUGAGAAUAAUAACAAUAAUAACAACAAUAAGCAAAGUUCCAAAUCCUUUUGGAGGUUCAAAAGAAGUAGUAGUUUGAAUUGUGGCAGUGGUUAUGGGAGGAGUUUGUGUCCUUUGCCUCCACUUUUACACCGCAGCAACUCAACCGGUUCUGCUACAAAUGAUAAGCGAGCUGCAUUGUCGAAGGACAGUAAUAACAAUACACAGAAACAACCACCGUCUAUAAGAUCACCACAUUCAUCGUCUUCAACAAAUCAUCAGAAGCCGCCGUUGAAGAAGAAUUACGGAUCUUAUGGGAAUGGUAUUCAUGUUAAUCCAGUAGUUCUGAAUGUCCCAUCAGGGAAUUUAUUCGGUUUAGGUUCAAUCUUCUUCAAUGGCAAAGACAAGAACAAGAAGAAAUGAUUGGUUUCGUUUCUUUUUAAUUAAGGGCCGGAUUGAUUGUGGUUUGAUUAAUUACUCUAUAUCUGGUUAAUUUUUUUGAUGUGGAAUGAGAGGAUAAGAAAGAGAGGGUGCAUGAAAAAGAA
Pistacia vera is the source of this 1343-nucleotide messenger RNA. Its product is annotated as rhoGEF domain-containing protein gxcJ. The transcript has a single exon. The record is from RefSeq and is a predicted model, not a curated record. The coding region runs from base 445 to 1221 and encodes 258 amino acids. NCBI's taxonomy places the organism in Eukaryota, Viridiplantae, Streptophyta, Magnoliopsida, Sapindales, Anacardiaceae.